AGCGUCUCACUUGAUUAGCGGCUGAGCCAGCAGCAAUCGCAAUUAAAUCUGUAGCAAAGAUGAUGCUCGUGCUGGUGUGGCUGCUGCUUAGCCUCCUACUGCCAUGUGGUUUGGGACAGCAUUCGGAUAUUGUGCGCUCUUGCACGCGUCUCAAACAGAGCGUGUUCGAGGAGACGCUGGACUACAGUUUUAUAUUUCCCGGCGCGUCCAUUCAGCGCCGCACUGUGGACAAUUGCCGCAGCUAUACGCCUCUCAUUGUGGGCGGUCAUCCGGCCAAUCCCAAGGAGUUUCCACACAUGGCACGGCUCGGACGUCGCCUGGAGCUGGGCAGGCGAAUGGAUUGGUUCUGCGGCGGCACAUUGAUAAGUGAACGCUUCGUGCUAACCGCUGCCCACUGCCUGGAAUCGGAACAAGGUGAGGUGAAUGUGGUGCGUCUGGGCGAGCUGGACUUUGACACGUUUGAGGAUGAUGCUGCUCCAAGGGACUACAAUGUGGCGGGCUAUCUGACGCAUCCGAACUAUGCGGAUCCACAGCUCUACCAUGACAUCGGACUGGUCAAGCUGGCAGAGGAUGUCGUAUUCGAUCUGUACAAGCAUCCCGCCUGCCUGCCCUUCGACGAUCAGCGUUACAGUUCCUUCAUAGCCGUGGGCUGGGGCAGCACGGGAUUUGCUGUGAAACCUUCCGCGAAGCUGCUGAAAGUAAAACUGGAUCGCUACGAGGAUUGGGUUUGCCAGAAGGUUCUCUCGCGACAACUUGAGGAAUAUCCCCAUGGCUUUGAUGCCAGCACUCAAGUGUGCGUGGGCUCCGAUAGGGCACAGGACACCUGCAACGGCGACUCGGGGGGUCCUAUAUUGAUGUACCAUCAGAAUUAUCUCUGCAUGUAUCAUGUGAUGGGCAUCACUUCGGCGGGUCUGUCUUGCGGCACGCCAGGAAUACCCGGCAUCUACACGCGUGUCUACCGUUAUCUGGAUUGGAUAACACAAACGAUAGCCAAAUAUUGAAUGAAUGACGGUGCAUGCUAUGGAAAUCUACCUCUUAUAUAAUUAGUUUGAUUAAACUUGCGAA
Molecule: messenger RNA, 1065 nt
Organism: Drosophila subobscura
Lineage: Eukaryota; Metazoa; Arthropoda; Insecta; Diptera; Drosophilidae
Product: serine protease snake
Exons: 4
Coding region: 60-1001 (313 amino acids)
Biological process (GO): proteolysis
Molecular function (GO): serine-type endopeptidase activity
Source: RefSeq, a predicted model, not a curated record